AUGGCCGAGGAAACGAAUUACAAGCUGAGCGAGCACAACUUGGAUAUCCCUGCUGAUCUGGCGUUCGUGGACGGUCUGCUUCAGGACCAUGGUUUGGAGGCGGAACCGCAGACUCGUGGCUUUAUCCUGGACCUAGCUUACACCUUAGCAAGGGACAAACUGGUGGAGGCCCAACACUUCGCCCAGCUGGCGAACCGUUCCACCGUGAGUGUCGAGGAUCUGCAGAUGGCGAAGCUGAGGCGGACCCGCAAGCUAAGGAGGAGCGAGAAACUUAGCGCGUGUUCGAUGAAGCUAAUGGCUAAACAAUUUAGCCAGGAGUAUCUGCCCGAGCCGCGUGCGGAAGUGGGAUUAAUGCUGCCCUACUGGUACAACUGUCAGGUGGACGUUAUGGCCAAGCUGAAAGGCAAGAUCAUUCAAUUCCCCAAGCGGAGGAUCGGAAGGCCGCCUAAAUCGGUGGCACCUGCUGCCACUUCCGCUGCUGACACUUCUCCCACUUCCGCUGCUGCCAUUUUUUCCACUGCCGAUGCUGACACUUCUUCCACUUCCGAAGACGAGACUUCUUUUACUUCCGCUGCUGCCACUUCUUUUACUUCCGCUGCUGCCUCUUCCUCCACUUCCACUGCUGCCAAAUCUUCCACAUCCGAUGCUGCCACUUCUUCCGCUUCCGCUGCUGACACUUCUUCUACUUCCGCUGCCGCCACUUCUUCUACUUCCGCUGCUGCCAUUCCUCCCAUUUCCAAUGCUGUCACUGCAUUCACUUCCGCUGCUGUCUUUUCCACAUUCAAAUUCCGCAGUCGGUCCCGCACCUGGACCGGUCCAUAGAAGGCCACGUAUCACAAUUAUCCAGCAUGAUUAAACUAUGAACAAA
Messenger RNA from Drosophila suzukii, 868 nucleotides. RefSeq lists its product as uncharacterized. NCBI's taxonomy places the organism in Eukaryota, Metazoa, Arthropoda, Insecta, Diptera, Drosophilidae. Gene Ontology annotation, molecular function: protein heterodimerization activity. Gene Ontology annotation, biological process: DNA-templated transcription initiation. The record is from RefSeq and is a predicted model, not a curated record.